AACUCAAUUUUGUUUACGUUCACAGAACCAUACACAAACAAAGCCACCAAUUACUUUCAUAAUACAAUGUCUUCUUCAGAAUCAGGGGUUCACCUAGAAAAGUUUGUAAUUCCACUCGAGGAGAUCCUCUCCGCCACCCAAAACUUUAGUCAAGAAACUCUUAUCAGUGAUAGUGGACUUGUUGCUGUCUACAGAGGACAACUAAAAAACCGCACCGUUGCCAUCGAUCUUACUAAUCCACGUAGUUACCUAGGAGAUCGCGAGUUCAGUAACCAGCUCAAGAUUAUUUCAAGAUUCCAGCAUCAAAAUAUAAUCCCUUUUGUUGGCUACUGUCAUGAAUUCAAUCAGAAGAUUAAGGUUUCUGAAUACGCUGUGAAUGGAAGCCUUGAUGCCUAUCUUGUAAAUCCCGAUAAAAGGUGUUUACUAACAUGGGCGGAUCGCCUCAAGAUUUGCGUAGGGGCAGCAAGAGGACUCCAGUAUCUUCACUCUGGUCUUGGUGGAGACUGCAUAGUUAUUCACAGAGAUGUGAAGAGCCACAAUAUAUUGUUAGAUGACAAUCUGGAAGCAAAAAUUAGUAAUUUUUCUUUGUCGAUAUUAGUCGAGCGAAAUCAGCCACAAGCUUAUGAACCUACUUCAGGUACCGGAUAUUACAUUGAUCCGGUUUACGAACAAAGUGGCAGUGUCAACACAGAAUUAGACGUCUACUCAUUCGGGGUUGUUUUGUUUGAAAUGUUGAGCGGGACGCUAGUUUAUCAUAGAAGGAGCAUUGAUGGUGACCAGCCACAAACACUCAUAAAUCUGGUCCGACGCUACUACGCUGAAGGACUCCACGGCUUAAUUGAUCCUCAUAUAAGAGAUCAAAUUAAGAUGCGUUCUUUUGGUAUAAUUCAAGAUACUGCUUAUCAAUGCAUUAGUUGGAACUUAAAGGAUCGCCCUACCAUGGACAUGAUCGUCAAGAGGAUUGAGGAAGCACUGGAUUUUCAAAACCCCCGUGCUUCUGCAACAGUUACCAUAGAAAGCCUUGAAUAUGAAAACCUAAAUAGUUUCCUAAUUCCACUAGAAGAGAUCAGAUUGGCCACAAGAGACUUCAGCCCAGAAACUUGUAUUGGAGAGGGUGGAUUUGGUAAAGUCUACAGAGGACAACUCUCUAAACAAUGGCAAAACCGCACAGCUACAUUCAAACGCGUGAAUCACAACGGAUUCCAAGGAAAAGAUGAGUUCCUUACUGAACUUAAGAUGAUGUCAAGUUUCAACCAUGAAAACAUUGUCCCUUUCAUUGGAUACUGUGAUCAAGGUGAUGAAAUGAUUAUAGUUUCAGAAUUAGCAAGAAAUGGUAGCCUUGAUUAUUAUCUGGAAGACCGUAACAAGAGUUUUUGUCUAACUUGGGAACUACGCAUGAAGAUUUGUAUGGGGGCAGCUAGAGGACUCGAGUACCUUCACUCAGGCAUUGGGGAGAACAGGGCAGUAAUUCACAGAGAUAUGAAGAGCCAAAAUAUAUUGUUGGAUGACAAUCUAGAAUCCAAAAUUUGUGGUUUUGUAUUGUGACUAUUAGUUAACCUAAAUCAGCCACAAGUCAACAAACCUGCAGCAGGUACCCGAGCGUACAUUGAUCCCAUUUACAAAGAAAGUGGCAUGGUCAGCACAGGAUCAGACGUUUACUCAUUUGGGAUUGUCCUCUUUGAAAUGUUGAGUGGGAUGCUCGCUUACGAUAAAAGGAGCAUUGAUGAUGGUCAGCCACAGACACUCUUACAACUGGUCAAACGCUACUAUGAUGAUGGCCUGGACAAGCUCAUUGAUCCCAGAAUUAGAGAUCAAAUUAAGAUUCAUUCUUUGUAUACAUUUAAGAAGAUUGCUUAUCGAUGUAUUAGUACCAACUUAAACGAUCGCCCAACCAUGAAGAGGAUCAUCAGGAAGAUUAAAGAAGCACUGAACUUUCAAAACCAUGAAGCAACUUAUAGCAUUACCACACGAAACCUAGAUAGUUAUCAAAUUCCAAUAAAUGAGAUCAGCUUGGCAACCGAAAAUUUCAACCCUCAAACUUUGAUCGGAGAAGGUGGAUUUGGUAUGGUUUACAAAGGACAGUUGUCUCGAAGCUGGCAAAACUGCACAGUUGCCAUCAAACGCCUUAAUACACAAGGCCACCAAGGGAAGAAGGAGUUCCAUGCCGAGCUUAAUCUGAUUUCAAGAUUCCACCAUCCAAACAUCAUCCCUUUUAUUGGCUACUGUGAUGAAGACCGUCAAAUGAUUAUUGUUUACCAAUAUGCAGUCAAUCGAAGUCUUGAUUAUUAUCUUGUAGACCCGAUUAAGAGGCGUUCCCUAACAUGGGCACAACGCCUCAAUAUUUGCUUAGGAGCAGCAAAAGGACUCGACUACCUUCACUCGGGUCUAGGGAAGGACCACGGAGUAAUACACAGGGAUAUCAAGAGUGGGAACAUUUUGCUGGACGAAAAUCUGGUAGCUAAAAUCUGUGAUUUUGGUUUGUCAACAGAACGCCCUAGAAAUCUAGAAAGUAGUCAAUUUCUUACCAAAGUUGCUGGUACCAACUUCUACAUGGAUCCUAUUUACUAUGGAAGUGGCAUUCUCCGUAAAUAUAUUCAUUAGGUGUUGUCUUGUUUGAAAUGUUGAGCGGAAGGCCAGCUUAUCACCAAAUAGAGUUUGUAGAUGGUAACCCACAACAUUUGAUAAAUCUCGUCCGACACUAUUAUGAAAACGGACCCGAGAGAUUAAUUGAUCCUGAUAUCAAAGAUCAAAUUGAUAGUCGUAGUUUUCAUACAUUCAAAGAAAUUGCCUAUCAGUGCAUAAGCUUCGUUUCUCGGGAACGCCCCACAAUGGACACAAUCAUCGACAAACUUGAGGAUGCAAUUGAUUUUCAUGUAAGUGCUCUUAUUUAAUUAUGUUGAAGAAGUCCAUUUUAAAAAGCAAGAAUGUAAACAUACAUGAAUUAUUUAGUAUGGUAACCGGUAGUGGGGUAUACACACUUUUUUUUACAAUUCCAAUACGAUAACUAUUGAGAACUUACCCACGAGUGUAAUUUGACUUUCAAGUUUCAACAGUUGUGUUCCUUUUGUGGCAUUCAAAGUUCAUAAUUAAAAAGGAUCAACAUUAGAUGAGUGUGUGAUGAUUACAAAACUUUUAUAGAAGUCUAAAACUAUAUAUCAUGGAGCUUGUAAAAAAGGAAUAUGUAUAUUUUGCUAGUCAAAAAAAAUAAAGUUAUACAACAAUCUAAUGUUAGUACAUGUUUGCCUUUUUGCUUUUAGAAAAAAGUGUUUACUUUGCUUCAAUCCUCUGUGUCUCUGCUUCGUAAAGGGAAUAGAGAAAAAUAUGAUACAGUGUUAAAUUUUCACUUAGCCUUAAAUAAAAUUUCAAACAGAUAAAUUCUU
Lactuca sativa (garden lettuce) is the source of this 3380-nucleotide messenger RNA. The record is from RefSeq and is a predicted model, not a curated record. NCBI's taxonomy places the organism in Eukaryota, Viridiplantae, Streptophyta, Magnoliopsida, Asterales, Asteraceae.